This is a messenger RNA of Branchiostoma belcheri (Belcher's lancelet), 691 nucleotides long. RefSeq names its product serine/threonine-protein phosphatase 4 catalytic subunit-like. Bases 26 to 619 code for a protein of 197 amino acids. Gene Ontology annotation, biological process: double-strand break repair via homologous recombination; peptidyl-serine dephosphorylation. Gene Ontology annotation, molecular function: protein serine/threonine phosphatase activity. NCBI's taxonomy places the organism in Eukaryota, Metazoa, Chordata, Leptocardii, Amphioxiformes, Branchiostomatidae. The record is from RefSeq and is a predicted model, not a curated record. Gene Ontology annotation, cellular component: nucleus; cytoplasm. The transcript has 7 exons.
AUAUCUACGAUAUCUCACCAUUGCCAUGACUGACUACACUGACUUAGACAGACAAAUAGAGCAGCUCCGACGCUGUGAAAUCAUCAGUGAGGUCGAGGUAAAAGCUCUCUGUGAGAAGGCAAGGGAAAUCCUGAUAGAAGAAAGCAACGUUCACAUGGUAGAUUCGCCUGUCACUGUGUGUGGGGACAUCCACGGACAGUUCUAUGAUCUUAAGGAACUUUUCAAUGUUGGGGGGGACGUGCCAGGGACUAACUACCUGUUUAUGGGGAAUUUUGUAGACAGAGGGUAUUACGGUGUGGAGACAUUCCUGUUGCUGCUUGCUCUUAAGGUUCGUUAUCCAGACCGUAUUACGCUGAUCAGAGGUAACCACGAGAGUCGACAGAUCACGCAGGUGUACGAGUUUUACGACGAGUGUCUGAGGAAGUACGGGUCCAUCACGGUCUGGAAAUACUGCACCGAGGUCUUCGACUACCUCAGCCUGUCAGCCAUUAUCGACGGAAAGAUUUUCUGUGUACACGGAGGCCUGUCUCCAUCCAUUAAUACUCUAGACCAGGUGUGGAAAUGUAGCGGCCAUACUUGGACUGGACGAACACUUGCAGAAAGACUUCACCAUCUUUGAAGCAGUACCACAAGAAAUCAGAGGUAUUCCAGAUUCCUACAAACCAAAGCCGGACUACUUCUUGUAAUUCAU